Messenger RNA from Eucalyptus grandis, 3391 nucleotides. Its product is annotated as RNA polymerase II C-terminal domain phosphatase-like 2. Lineage: Eukaryota; Viridiplantae; Streptophyta; Magnoliopsida; Myrtales; Myrtaceae. Gene Ontology annotation, molecular function: RNA polymerase II CTD heptapeptide repeat phosphatase activity. The record is from RefSeq and is a predicted model, not a curated record. The coding region runs from base 248 to 2086 and encodes 612 amino acids. The transcript has 11 exons.
AAAAAUCCUCCUGUCCCUCUCCCCGUUAAAUUCCUUUCAUAAUUCGGAGAAAACCCCACUCUCUCUAUGGACCAGAGGGAGGGAGAGAGAGGAGACGACGACUACGGCGGCGAGCCAAGAGAGAAACCGCCGCAAUCCGUCGAAACCCUAGCUACGUGGGCUCGAUUUCUCCGGCGCGCGCUUGAAAUUCCGCGAUUCCCCUCACCGCUCGGCGGCGAUUUCGGUCGGAGCGAGCGAGAGAGCUUCUAUGAGCCGUUUCGCGUCCAAGGCCGUGGUGUACCACGGCUUUCUCCGGCUGGGGGAGCUGGACGUGGUCCCGGCGAACGGCCACGGCUUCCGGUUCCCCGACAAUGAGAUUCGGAUCCACCACAUCUCCCCGGUCAGCGAGAGGUGUCCCCCUCUCGCGAUCCUCCACACGGUGUCCUCUUCCUCGGUCCGGUGCAAGCUCGAGUCGUCCUCUCCGGUCGAGCAGGCGAAUUUGAACCGCCUGCACGCCUCUUGCUUGCACGAACUCAAGACUGCUGUAGUGUUGCUUGGUGAAGAAGAAAUGCACUUGGUGGCAAUGUGUAGUAGGCAGAAGAAGUCCCUGUGCUUUUGGUGCUUCUCAGUUCCUUCAGGUCUCUACGAAUCCUCUCUGGGAUUGCUCAAUCUACGGUGCCUUGCGAUUGUGUUUGAUCUUGAUGAGACACUCAUUGUUGCCAACACAUUGAAGUCGUUUGAGGAUAGAAUUGAGGCUCUCCGAGGCCGGAUUGCGAGGGAGACUGAUUCGGUGAGGAUGUCAGGAAUGUCAGCUGAACUAAAGCGGUAUGUAGAUGAUAGAGUGCUAUUGAAGCAGUAUGCAGACAGCAAUUGCGUGGUGGACAAUGGAACGCUGUACAAGGCUCAGGUUGAGGAGGUCCCUCAGCUUUCAGAUAGCCAUGAGAAAGUUGUUAGACCUGUAAUUAGAUUGCAGGAAAAGAAUAUCAUCCUCACUCGCAUCAAUCCUAAGAUCCGUGACACCAGUGUGCUAGUGAGAUUACGACCUGCAUGGGACCACUUGAAGAGUUACUUAACAGCUAAAGGACGUAAGAGGUUUGAAGUUUAUGUGUGCACGAUGGCUGAAAGAGACUAUGCUUUGGAGAUGUGGAGGCUUCUUGACCCUGAAGCACGCCUAAUUGAUAGAGAGCAAGUCUCAAACCGUGUUGUUUGUGUCAAAUCAGGUUCAAGGAAAUCAUUGCUAGAUGUGUUUCAGGAUGGUAAUUGCCAUUCCAAGAUGGCAAUGGUGAUUGAUGACCACUCAAAGGUUUGGGAAGAUAGGGAUCAACCACGAGUGCAUGUAGUUCCUCCUUUUGCUCCAUAUCAUGCUCCUAAAGCGGAGACUGCAAAUGCCAUUCUGGUCCUUUGUGUGGCAAGAAAUGUAAUAUGCAAUGUCAGGGGUUCCUUUUUCAAGGAGUUUGAUGAAAACUUAUUACGCAAAACCUUUGAACUAUUUUAUGAAGAUGAGGUGGUUGCAUUACCCCCUGCCCCUGAUGUGAGCAAUUACUUAAUGUCAGAGGACUCUGGUUUUGUUCCAAAUGGUGCUCCAAAUGCUCUACUUGCCAAUGGAGCGAGUGGUGCAGAAUUUGAUAAAAGACUUAAUUUUCCGGGUGAAAAGCAUGCUGUUGAUGUGUCUGAUAUCCCUGUAAGAGAAACUUCUGACGGAAAAUCUGGAACAUCCCAGCCAACCAUUACAAUAGUUCCAUACACCAUUGGUCCCCAUGCUUCAAGGACACUCAUGCCAUCUCAGAAAGCUGGUUUGUUUGGUAAUCCUGCCAGACAAGAUUUCAGCUUUUCGAAUCACGAACAUGACUUGAAAGGGAGGAUUCCCACUAUGAAGCAUGGUCUUGACAAUAAGAAUCACGGCUCUAGUGAGGCCGCUCUCCUGUCUAGACCACCAAUGCAGUUAACUACUGCCAAUAUGCAACCACAUGGAGGAUGUCUUGAAGAAGACUCAAACGAAGGCCAUAUAAACUCUGGAAGUUUUGGCUUUUCUCAAGAAGCUGAUUCACUGAACUUAGAAAAGGAGGGCUCAUCAAAAUCAGAUCGGUCAAAAACUUUGAAAUUUUAGUACCUCUUGUUUCCUCCCUAAAUCAUCUCAGGUGAAGGUGUGGUCUGGACAUGAUAAAAAAGAAGCAGAAUUUUCUUUUGGGAGCCAGCAAUAUGGGAGGUAUGAGGAUGAAUGCUUUAAUUCUGAAAAGUUAUUAUAAGCGGUGUAUGCAUAUCAUAUCUUGUUGUGCAAGUUCCAUAUGUUAUAGCACUACAUUUUUACACACCUUCAAUGAUCCAAAACCUCGAGUUACCCUCUAAGAAGCCAAAUAUGAGGCAAAAAGAAUUGCACAAGUAAUAUAACUUUUGUACAACGCUCAUUUAAUUGCCAUAAUUUGUUUUUUAAUUGCUUAGUUCAUAUAAUUUUUUUAUCAAUCACUUGAAUAUCAUUGAUUUUUAAAAUGUUUACCAUAAGUGUCGUGACAUGUUAGAUUUCUAACACUUGGAUGAUUUUUUUUUUUUUUUUUUUUUUUGGAAGUUAUGACAUUCAAAUGAACUUUUUUUUUUAAAAGUCAUGGCAACCAAGUGAUUGAAAAAAAAAAUUGAAUGACACUUAAGUGAACAUCGGACAUAAAUUAUUAUAUUUGUGAGAUCUUUACCCCUAGAUAGGAUGAUGUUGAGAAGGCAGAGCCCGGUUGCAAGUAGUAGGUGGAAGUGAACCGGCUCAGCCUCACUCAUCCCCUGGACUCAUUUUUUGUUCGAAUGGGAGUCUCAAGUAGCCCAAUGUAUCUCACCUGGUAGACGUCGGACCUCACAAGUUAUGCCAUGUCUAUAUUUUCGCUAACCUUUAUCCUCUUCGUGAUUUUUCAUCAGUUUUUAUCUCUUUUUGUUUAAAUUUGUUCCUACUUCAAAUAAUUUGCGAUAAUCAACCAAACAUCCUUCGUGAUUUAGGUACAAAGCAGAGGUGCAACAUACGGAUUAUUCCCACUCCCAGUAGCUUACUCUUGAAAUGGCGGAAGAGACUAGAUCAGAGUGGUCGCAAUUACACUAACUCAAAAAUUGGAAAACUUGUGUCCUUGCUUCACCUCGUGACCCACAUCAAUCUAGUCCAAGCGUUGGCUCACUUUUGGAAUCCCGUGACAUUUAUGUUCAUGUUUGGUGAACAUGAAUUGGUCCCGAACAUAGAGUAUAAUGUUGCCAUAGGAGUUACCCCGAUCGCUAAACUUAUUAAGGGCGCGUUUAGUAACGUUUGUUUCAAUGAACAAUUUUUAAAUAGAAAUAGUUUUUUUUUUUUUGUUUUUAUUCACUGGGAACAAUUUCGGAGUAUAAAAACACGCUUGGUAAUUGUAAAAAUUUCUAUUUCGGGAAUAAAAAUACAUUUGGUAAA